Messenger RNA from Camellia sinensis, 638 nucleotides. NCBI's taxonomy places the organism in Eukaryota, Viridiplantae, Streptophyta, Magnoliopsida, Ericales, Theaceae. The record is from RefSeq and is a predicted model, not a curated record.
UCAUUUGUCUCUCUCUCUAUGAAAACAAAACACGGGUUAGAGCAACUCCAAAGGAUUGUCACUCCAAUGGGCUAGCCAAAGGGCUUUCUAUUUUACAUCUUGCCUUCUCCAUUGGCUUCAAUUGGAGAGUGAUGGAAGGCUCUCCAAACUGUCUCUCCCGCGAAAUUGAUCUGCUCCUUCAGCACAAAAUCGAUCUUCUCCUUCAGCGUUGUCUGCAACUCCCUCCAUCUGACCUCUUCCUCAAGAGUUUUGGUGCAAUGAGGAGCCUAAGAUUAGCUCAUUCAACAGUGAUUUUGAUAUGCCCCAUAAACAGCUCGUGUUCUUCUCCAGCGCCGCCGCCAACAUCGACGUCACCCGUUCUCCUUCUUCGGUGGCGCCACCGAUGUCGUAUCUCCGAGCUGGUUCGCCCGUCUCCUUUAGUGUCGUGUUUUCUGUUCCAUCAACACCUCUUAUUAUUCGACUUCUUUGUUUUGUAUAUUCAGAGGAUAUCCAUUGGAUACAUUGUCGCAGCUUUGUGUGAGAUAUGGCUUCUAUGUCAAAGGUGGAGGGGAGUAGGUUUUUUCAGGAGAUAUUAUUGGCAAUGUGAUAAUUUGGUUGAGGAAGCUAAAGGAAUAAACUCUCUUUCACCUCAAGACUAG